Prunus armeniaca (apricot) is the source of this 1371-nucleotide messenger RNA. The record is from the annotation of a GenBank genome assembly. NCBI's taxonomy places the organism in Eukaryota, Viridiplantae, Streptophyta, Magnoliopsida, Rosales, Rosaceae.
AUGAAGAACACACCUAGUCCUCAUAAUCUGCACUCAAACAGAAGAAAACCAAUUCCCAAUUUCCAAUAUGAAGAUGCCAACAACAACAAACCCAAGCACCAGAGAUUUGCUGCCCUGAAGGCUGCUGUGAAGAAAGUUGCUGGCGUUUUUAAAAUUCUUCUUUUUGGACAAAGAGAGGCCAUCCCAAAAGGUGCUGCUGUGAUUGAUGCAAGAAGAACUAAUACCCGAAUCAGCGGGAUUUCCUCUUCAACUGAUAUUUCAACAGGAAGUGACACUAAGAGUAAGAGCUUAUCAAAGUUUAAGCUCUCUCAGUCCAAUAGUUCUUCAAGUGCUCUGAGUGGAGUAAUUGAGACGAAGAAUUUUUCUUACGAAGAGAUUUUCAAAGCAACCGAAAAAUUCUCUCCCGCGAAUAAGAUUGGUGAGGGUGCAUUUGGAACAGUGUACAAGGGAAGGCUUGGAGAUGGAUCUCUUGUUGCUGUAAAGCGUGCCAAGAAGGCCACAUAUGACAAGCUCAUAGCAUUGGAGUUCAAGAAUGAGAUACUUACCUUGUCCAUGAUUGAACAUCUGAAUUUGGUAAGGUUAUAUGGAUAUUUGGAGCAUGGAGACGAGCGGAUUAUAGUGGUUGAAUAUGUUGGCAAUGGAACGCUUCGGGAACAUCUGGAUGGUUCACUGGGAAAUGGACUUGAAGCCGGAGAACGUUUGGACAUUGCUAUUGAUGUGGCUCAUGCAAUUACCUAUCUUCACAUGUAUACAGAUCCUCCGAUAAUCCACCGAGACAUAAAAUCAUUAAACAUCCUCAUCACAGAGAAAUUUCGGGCUAAAGUGGCCGACUUUGGGUUUGCACGAUUGUCAGCAGACCCCAAUGCAACUCACAUUUCAACUCAAAUAAAAGGAACAGCAGGAUACUUGGAUCCCGAGUACCUGAAGACUUAUCAACUCACUGAAAAGAGUGAUGUUUAUUCCUUUGGUGUCUUGCUUGUAGAACUGAUGACAGGAAGACGGCCCAUCGAACCACAAAAGCCAGCCAAUGAAAGAUUAACAACAAGAUGGGCAAUGCAAAUGUUGAAACGAGGAGACGCCAUACUUGUCAUGGAUCCAAAGCUACGGAGAAAUCCAGCAUCAACCAUGGCGUUGGAGAAAAUUCUCAUGCUAGCUAAGCAAUGCCUUGCACCUUUAAGACAGUCAAGACCCUCCAUGCAAAAAUGUGCUGAAAUCUUAUGGGGAAUUCGCAAAGACUUCAGAGAAAAAGCCCUCUCUCCUUCUUCUACACCUCACUACUCUGCCAAUUUUCCUGUGAGAGAUGCAAAGAAGACUCGGCAGACAUCAUUUGGGAUUGAAGAUGGCGAUAGCUAUAAGUUUAUCUCUGCCUAG